AUGGCGGAACAGAAGAACAAAUGGAACUGGGAGGUGAGUGGGUUCGACCCAUGGAAGUCUCCGACUUCGUCUUCCUCUUCUUCAUUUGAGCAACACGAUCAGAAGCCCCCUGCACCAUUGGUAAGGAGGUAUUCCAUCUCCACCUCCUCGGUUCUUCCGCACUCAGAGAUGUCCAAACACUCCAUGGCCUCCAAGCUUCACCGAUUGGGGGACAAAGUUAAGCUCGCUAGAGAAGACUACCAGCAGUUAAGGCAAGAGGCGAGUGAACUUCAAGAAUACUCAAAUGCAAAACUUGACCGCGUUACCCGAUACCUUGGUGUUCUUGCAGACAAGACCCGCAAGUUGGAUCAAGCUGCCCUUGAAACUGAAACCAGAAUUUUGCCAAUUAUCAACGAGAAGAGGAGAUUGUUCAAUGACUUGUUGACAUCUAAAGGAAACAUCCGAGUAUACUGCCGUGCAAGACCAUUAUUUGAAGAUGAAGGUCCCUCAGUUGUUGAAUUCCCAGAUGAAUAUACUAUUCGUGUAAACACUGGUGAUGAAUCAUUGUCCAACUCCAAGAAAGAUUUUGAAUUUGAUCGUGUCUAUGGACCUCACGUUGGACAAGCCGAAUUGUUUAACGAUGUUCAGCCACUGGUGCAGUCAGCUUUGGAUGGAUACAAUGUCUCCAUAUUUGCAUAUGGGCAGACACAUUCUGGAAAGACACACACUAUGGAAGGACCAAGCUAUGAUCGAGGUUUAUAUGCUCGUUGUUUUGAAGAAUUGUUUGAUUUGGCCAAUUCAGAUUCAACUUCUACUUCUCAAUACAAGUUCUCUGUUACAAUUUUUGACCUUUAUAAUGAACAGGAAGAUAGGGUUUUUAAGGUUCUUACUAAGCCCCUUUAA
This is a messenger RNA of Neltuma alba, 882 nucleotides long. RefSeq names its product kinesin-like protein KIN-14B. The record is from RefSeq and is a predicted model, not a curated record. Gene Ontology annotation, cellular component: microtubule cytoskeleton. Gene Ontology annotation, biological process: microtubule-based movement. Bases 1 to 882 code for a protein of 293 amino acids. The transcript is spliced from 7 exons. Lineage: Eukaryota; Viridiplantae; Streptophyta; Magnoliopsida; Fabales; Fabaceae. Gene Ontology annotation, molecular function: ATP binding; microtubule motor activity; microtubule binding.